This is a messenger RNA of Aspergillus bombycis, 1704 nucleotides long. RefSeq names its product putative actin-related protein RO7. The transcript has a single exon. The record is from RefSeq and is a predicted model, not a curated record. The coding region runs from base 1 to 1704 and encodes 567 amino acids. NCBI's taxonomy places the organism in Eukaryota, Fungi, Ascomycota, Eurotiomycetes, Eurotiales, Aspergillaceae. Gene Ontology annotation, biological process: microtubule-based movement.
AUGACGAGCGGCUCUACGGCUUACAACCUCGAUGACAGUCGCACAAGUGUCUCCAUGAGCUUGCGACAUAGCCAGUCCGGCAGACCUUCUACGCCUCAACAUAACCUGCGUUCUAAUAAUUCCUCCUUCGCAAGCACCUCAUCGGCAAGCUCUUUGCGUGGGGAAGAGGAUGCGAUAGUCUUUGAAUUUGGCUCCAGAUGGCUUCGGGCUGGAUUUGAGGGCGACAGCACGCCUACGUGUGUGGUCGGGUGUGGGCCAGAAGACUCAAGGAGGGCUGGCGAUUAUAGAGGAUGGCUGAAAGGUAGCCUGAACGCGGAUACAUUACGCCCACAGUCAAUAAAAGCAGAAGAGUGGACGGGUGCAUAUGAAUUAUGGAAAAUGAACGUGCGUGAUGUUGACUUGGGUCUUGUUGAAGACAAAAUCGAGCGGAUGUUCCGAGAGACAUACAAUAAAUACCUCUUGACGGAUGCGGGAACGGCGAGAUUGGUACUCGUUCUUCCGUCAAUUAUGCCACACCCACUACUGUCUUCCGUCUUGUCGACACUGUUCAGCCGAUGGCGCUUUCCUAGUAUCACGCUCCUUCCGAGCCCCACAAUGGCGGUGGCUGCAGCUGGCUUGCGUUCAGCGUUGGUGGUAGACCUUGGAUGGGCGGAAACAACGGUAACUGGAAUAUAUGAGUACAGAGAGAUCUCUGCCAAGCGGAGUACAAGGGCCAUGAAGUCUUUACUUCAGGAAACAGGCAGAUUUUUCACUCGCCUGUCCUCGAACAGUAGCGGGGAUGCAGAUGAGAUCUCCGUGAAUUUUGAGUACUGUGAAGAAGUUGUUAGCCGGUUCCUGUGGUGUAAGCCUCAGGCAGGUGAUCAUGAAUUAUCUGCUUCGUCGCAAUUGACUGGCCUUCAAGAGGGAGACAAUGAGCUUACAGAAGAGGACUUCGCCGGUCUUUUGCACAAAACCGUGUCAAUCCCAUCUCCAUCAAACCCCAACUCGAACUACAUGGAUAUUCCCUUCUCUAAACUUUCAGAGCCUGUGGAAAAGGUCCUUUUUGCUAAAGGCGUAGCGGAUUGUGACUUGGAUGACGAAGAAAAGCCGGUUGCUUUGCUGGCGUACAACACGCUCCUACAAUUACCGCCCGAUGUCCGCGGCAUCUGUAUGUCACGGAUAGUGUUCGUCGGUGGAGGAGCUAACAUCCCUGGUGUCCGACAACGAGUCCUUGCUGAAGUAUCGUCCCUUAUUGAUCAAUAUGGCUGGAGUCCUGUACGUGGUAAAGUUAUUGAGCAACAAAGACAGAGGCUCCAAAAUUUGCGUUUCAGUGAGCGUCAGGCCUCGGUCGACAACGCUAACGACUCCACACCGCCGUCACCUAGAACGUCUGUGGGGAAGGGUGACCAAGAAAAACGGGAUAGUGAAGAAGAGGAGAUUGAUCCCGUCGAGGAGAAGCUCCACCGUACUAGAGACAAGGAUACCAAACCCGCGGUUCAAGGAGUUCUGCGCGAAGUCGAAUCUCUUGGACCUUGGGCUGGAGCUAGUCUUGUGGCGAGCCUUAAGAUAAGGUCUCUGGUAGAGAUUGAGCGGGAGAAGUUUCUUCAACAUGGCCUUGCUGGUGCUAGUCGUGACUUUGAUACCCAUGGCCAUGUCCCUGAUCGACGGUCAGGGCUACGAUCUGGUGGAGACCGGUCGAGCUGGACUCUAGCAGGAUGGGGAUGA